CCCAGAACCGAGCAACCACAACGCUCCAGUUCUCGGUGACGUCACGGAACGCUCCUCCCCUGAUUGGUUUCCUUCAGAAGCGGGACCCGCCCGGUCUCCACGCCUCCGCCAGGCCCCUUUGUCCACUAGCUGGUGGGAACGUCACUGCCGCAGCUGGAGCGAGCGCUGAGUGUAUCUCGCUCCCGCGCGAGAUUAGAGCAGGCCGGGGUUAAGAUGGCGGCGCCCGUGCUCAGAGUGUCUGUGCCGCGGUGGGAGAGCGGGGCCCGGUAUGUGGUGUGCGUCCUCGGCAUCGUCUUGUCCAUCUAUGCCUUCCACGUGGAAAGAGAGAAGGAGCGGGACCCCAGCUACCAGGCCAUGUGCGACAUCAGUGAGUGGGUGCGCUGCUCCGGCGUCCUCGCCUCCAGAUGGGGUCGUGGAUUUGGACUUUUUGGUUCCAUCUUUGGAAAGGAUAGUCUAAUGAAUCAGCCAAACAGUGUCUUUGGAGUUAUAUUUUAUUUACUACAGAUGUUACUUGGUAUGACAGUAAGCGCUGUAGCAGCAUUAGUGCUAAUGUCCACUUCUAUAGUAUCAGUGGUAGGAUCCCUCUACCUGGCAUACAUCCUGUACUUUGUGCUGAAGGACUUGUGUGUUAUCUGUGUCACCACCUAUUUGCUGAACUUCAUUCUACUUAUCAUCAACUACAAACGACUAGUUUACUUGAAUGAGGCCUGGAAAGAGCAGCUGCAGGAUAAACAAGAAUAAGAGGCCUCUCAAACUUUGACUCAUGUCUGAAGGACACUGCUUCCUUAACGUUUAUUUUGCAGUACAUUUUUAUUGGUUGAGGGAAAGACGGUUUCCAAGAUAAAGAACAAUCUUAACCAACUUUUUAUUUUUUAUUUUUAUUUUUUUUGACUGAAAGGGCCCUGGAUAUGUGUAUUUGCUAUUGCACCUCCUUAUUGACUUGGAUGAAGGCGUGAUCAUUUAAGAUUCCGUGACAAGCUUUAACUGUACUUAACAAGGUGUUUUGAAUGGCUCAUUGUCUUUUUGCAGCAUAUUUUCCUCCUGUGCCUCCCUCUGCUCAGUGUAUGUUUGAGUGUCAAGCCUUUGAUGCGGGUAAUGUGU
Nanorana parkeri is the source of this 1101-nucleotide messenger RNA. RefSeq names its product vitamin K epoxide reductase complex subunit 1 like 1 (gene VKORC1L1). Bases 214 to 741 code for a protein of 175 amino acids. Gene Ontology annotation, molecular function: vitamin-K-epoxide reductase (warfarin-sensitive) activity. Gene Ontology annotation, biological process: vitamin K metabolic process; peptidyl-glutamic acid carboxylation. The record is from RefSeq and is a predicted model, not a curated record. NCBI's taxonomy places the organism in Eukaryota, Metazoa, Chordata, Amphibia, Anura, Dicroglossidae. The transcript is spliced from 3 exons.